AUGAACUCCAUCCAGGACCGGUGCCGUCCGAAGCACCAAGUCCUCGUCCUGAAAUGCUAUCCACGCACGAGAAAGGGCGCUGUCGAUGUCAAGCCCAACUCUAGCGAGCUUAGCUAUUUGCUCUUUUACGCAACUUCGCGACGCUCCAAAAUCCAAAAGAUUGGCUCCUUUCUUGAAAAGAAGACGGCCAGCGAUGUCUGGAGAGUCCGCAUCGGAAAUGUCCAAGUCACCCUGCAGAUCCUUGCCGCUCUCAUCGAAAAGUCUCCCAAGGACCUUCCUCUGAUUGCGCCAUGCGUCCUGCGCGUCCUCAACCUUGUCCUCGAAUCCCAAGAUAUCACCAUGAUAGAGUCUUCCAUACCCACUUUCGAAGCCUUUUGUGAUAACCACGACGCGUCGUCCCUCUUCGCCGACCAGGGCUAUGUCCAGCAGUACGAGUCCGUCGUGCGUGCCUACGCGAACUUUGCAUCCGCCAAAUAUGUACCCACCAAAAUUCCCUCGAGCAAGCCCGUCCUCAUGCGAUGGCGGAACGCCGGCCUUGAGGCCAUCCGGAGCAUCGCUUCGUCCGAGGCCCUGUCCUCUCUCGUUGGUCGCCAAUUACCCGUCAUCGUCCCCAUCAUCCUCGAGAACCUUUGGAACGAUAGCGACGGCUUCCUCGAGACAUUGCACUCUAGGGUGGAGAUGGAGGAGCGCGUCGAUUCCGAAAAGCUCACCCGCCGUCGCAUGAGCAUCGCGACCGUCCGAACCGCUGAUACCGCAGGCGACACCAACCCCAUCGCGCUGUCGGGAACCGCUUUCGACGUCGAUAAGCUCGCCGAGGAGGAUAUUUCCGUCCUUGCGAUGCAGUGCCUCAAGAUGAUCUUCGUUGUCCCUAAUCGACCCCAGAUACAUGCCGCCACACAGGCGCUUCUCGCCUUCAUCGAAAACAAGAUUGGGCAAGGCGAGUUGGUGAUGCAACGAGACCCCAGGACCGGCCGAAAUCUCGGCUGGGCCAUCACAAUCUUUGAGCAGGUGGCUCGGUGGGCGCCUGUUCAAGAUCGCUACAUGAUUCUCGUCACGACCAUGGACACAAUGGUCCGAACCCUGGUUCGGGAUGAAAAUCUACGCGUUCAUCUGGCCCUGACAGCCAUGGUCGGGUCCCUACUGCGAUCCGAUAUCAAUCUCAUUGGGCUCAGUGUCAUGGACGUCCUCUUGCAGUUAAUCCAGCAGAUGAAGAAACUCAUCCUCCUUCCUCCGGUCAGCGACGACGAAGCGGAUGAUGCUCAGGGCCACGAGAGCGGAGGCCGCCGCCAAACCCCGGUCGAACAAGCUCGCCUUGUUGAAGAGCAGAGGGCCGACCUCCUCGCCCAGAUCGAACGCUGCAUGGGCGAGCUCGCCACUCAUAUUUACUACGCCGAUCAAGUGUCCGAUAUGAUCUCGACCAUCCUCCAGCGCCUCAAGCCCGCUCGGUCUGGCAGCACAAGCUCCUCUCCUCACGCCGAACAGGACGAUGACGCGACCGACCUCGUCGACCGAACCUCGCACAUCGAAGCCUACUUCUCCUUUGGGGCCGCCAAGGUUGCCGCCCUCCGAGCGGUCAAGUCGAUCCUCCUCGUUGCCAAUCCCCCAUCCAAGUCGACGAGCACCCGCUCGUUGUCCCGAAACCGGGUGCCUCUCCACGUCUGGGAGGGAACCCACUGGCUGCUCCGGGAUCCCGAUGGCCAGGUAAGGAAGGCUUACGUUGAUGCUCUCAACACGUGGCUCGACCGGGAGACGAGCCGCGCGGAUCUGAGGGUGCAAAACGAUGCGGUGGCGCAUCGGCAACCAGGCAAGGUUAGCAAGGAAGUUGGCGCCGGUGCCUUUGCGCGGCGAGCGGCAUCUUCCGCCUCCAACCACGACAAGCACGUCAGGGCAUCUGGCUCGAGGUUUCUUCAGCUUCUUCACAUCGCGGUGUACGACAACGCCCUCCAGCACGUCGAAUGCGACGCCGAUUACGUGCUGAUGCACGUCCUGUUGCUGAAGCUCGUCUUUACGCUUGGCGUGAACGCGGUGCGAUAUGGCCUACCGAUGAUCUACCGACUCCAGGAAGACAUCCUGGACGCCGAGACACCCUUGCACAAGGUUCGAAUCGGCAGUCUGGUGCACGGGUAUUUUUGGACGCUGACAGAGUGCUUCGAUUUCGAAGCCUCGGUCGUCGGGCGUGCCAUUACCAACGAAAUUAUUCGCCGGCGCAGUAAACAGUUUUGGGUGGAAGGUGUCACGAUCCCUGCGCCGCCCAUUGACCGAAUCAGCACACCGGGGGUUUCUUUGCCCGAAGCCCAGCUCCCGCUGAACGAGAUCGAGUCCGAGUCCCUCUUGCCUUUUGACGACCGGCUUUCGCUGGUUGAGUGCGUCGCUGUGGGGUACCAAGAGGUGACGGUGUCGCCCGCUGCGAGCCCGGCCGCGUCUCCAGGGCGGACGUUUGCGCAGCCGAUGCUAGAUUCUUCCCUCACCUCGGGCACGAUUGCACUGACGACGACGGAAUGCGACCUUCCCAACCAGUACCGAGAGCUAAUGCUUGUGGAAUGGACGAGAGAUCAGGCUGUCAUGGCUCUCCAAUCGGGUAGCAGGUCGGCGUCCUUGAACGGAUCCAAGGCGGGCACGACGGGAACGAACCGGAACCGACUGGCCGUGAACGGGGGCGGCGCGAAUGGCCACACAUCCCGAGGGUAUAUCGCCUCGGUGGAUCAACUUAAGCAGGUCCUCUCGGGACAGAUUCAAUAUCCCAUGCCGGGGACGGCGGGGGCGUUGGAUGGAGAUUCGGACAGCAUCGAUAGCAUGGUUAGCUACGAAUACUCGCCAUCAGAACUAAGCGUCAACCCAGAAAGUCAACCGCCGCCCGCCGAAGCGGCUGCACCGUAUUCCGGAGGUCUGCAAAGGACCCCAUCCAAGGGUCGCAGCACGGGACCGCUCACAUCCAACCCCACGCAUGAAGCAAGGCAGUCCAUGGAAGCCGUGCAGGAGGCCGAGGUUAACCAGCAGACUGAAGAUGUGCCGCCCGUCCCGCCACUGCCAACGAUUGCCGUCCUGGCAUCAUCUAAGAGCAGCGAACCUGGCGCUGCCCAAUUGUCUCGGGGACAAGAUGGGGCGCGAUCUCCUGGCCGGGCGGUUAGCAGCCGCGGAGGUGACCGACCCCGCACGAGCCGAAGCAUGGACCGCCGGAUCAGCAGCCGAGGCGGCGAGCGAAACAUUAGCAGCCGCGGGGGUGAGGUGCAGCGAGGCGUAUCGAUGGCGGAGAGCACGAGGUCGGGCGUGGUGGACCUCGAUGAGCUGCUCAGGGGAUCGAUAGCCGCAACGGCGAGGAAGCACGAUGGUGGCAAGCAGGAUGACGACGCCCACGCUGGCGGUGGCGGGAACGAGGGCGGCGUUCCGGGCGGUCGGCGGACAGGCGGCGGACGUGGCGCCCAUCGUGGGGACGGGUCCGCCGCCGCAGGCGCCCGUGAGCCAGGCGGAAGAGGCGCUGGCGAGGGUCAAGAAGCGGAGGCGGCAGGCGGAGAUGCUGAAGCUGGCGAAGCAGAGCAGGGCGGGGGCAAGCCGUUGUCCAAGAGGUUUUGGAAUGAAGUGCAUGUCAAGGAAGUUGAUGGCUCCCUCCAAGUUUUCCUCGACACCCGAGUCCUCCGACACCCAACAACCAAAGAAAUCAUCCAGAUCCCGACGACCAAGCCGCACCUCGCCACAGCGCUCGCGCUCGAGUGGGAUCUCCUCACGUCGGUGCAGGACGCGACGCGACAGCACCUCAUCCCGCUCACCAGCCUCGUGUGCCGCGCGCUGGACCUAGCAGCGGAAGACGCGACGCACGCGACGGGCCCAGGCAGCGGGGUGGGGCCGGCGCGGGCGCAAAUCACCAAGAUGGUGAUGCGGUACCUGGACACGGACUCGGUGCUCUGCUGGGCGCCGGAGGGCGACGUGACGCAGCAGGACGCGCAGGGCCGGACGCUGCGGGAGCUGCAGCAGGCGUCGGCGGAGGAGGUGGUGGGCUACCUGGUGUCGCGCGUGUGGCCGGGCAUCUCGCUCGUGCCGGUGCUGGACGAGAACUCCAUCAUGCCGCGCAGCCAGGACGAAGGGUCCCGCGCGGUGGUGGAGGGCUGGGUGGCGGGGCUCUCGGCGUGGGAGCUCGCGGGCCUGGAGAGGGCGGUGCUGUCGGCCAAGAGCUUGCUCAUCGCCGCGCGCCUCCUCGUGCAGUGGAGCGAGGAAGGGGCGGGCAUCGCGUCCCGGGGCGGCGGCGAGGGGCGGGAGCGGUUCGGCGUGGAGGCGGCGGCUAAGGCGGCGGGGAUCGAGGUGGCGUGGCAGACGGGGAACUGGGGCGAGGUGGAGGACACGCACGACGUGGACAGGGAGGAUAUUCGUAGGCAGCUUGGCGGAGUGGUGCUCCUCGUGGCCGGGACGGGCAAGGAGUAA
Messenger RNA from Parascedosporium putredinis, 4413 nucleotides. The record is from the annotation of a GenBank genome assembly. Lineage: Eukaryota; Fungi; Ascomycota; Sordariomycetes; Microascales; Microascaceae.